GCAGAUUCUCCAUUUCUCUUGGCCCAUGCACCCUUGCGAAACAAUGGCCUACAUAAUGUUAUCAAUAAAUCCCACUCGCAAUAUUUCUCAUAACCCUGCCUGGAAACCGCAUAUAUCAUACAACUAAUUAAAACUCUUCUUAUCCUUUUCCUUGCUAAAGCGUUACCGGCGGUGCCGAAAUCCUUUGUACAGCUUCCCGAUCCAUGUUAGCUGAAGUCUCGAUUCAUACUUCAAACAAUGGUCGCACUGAUAUUUUGUUGAUCCCAUGGCACAAUAACCAUGGAAAUCAUAUCAUUCCUCACUCUUCUGGAGCCUGGCCGUUCCACAACGAGUCUUUGUCUUCUUAUUCUAUCACGAGAACAACCGUUGUUGCCUUUCACGCUUCCUCCAUACGAGCUAUCCGACAACGGAAAAGACGACGUAGUUUCUGCCUAUACCGAUUUUGUUUGGCCGGUAGUUCUCAGCAACAACAUGAUAUCAGUCAUCGCGCCGUUUGUUCAUCUACCAUCCUGCCAUCUCGUGGAAGACAUCAAUCCCGAAUGAUCUCUAUCUUGGGAACGUCCAAACGCCACCGCCAACGUCGUUGUCGCCGCUACAUUCAUGCUUCGUUUUGUAAACACCAUACAAAAUCUGCCAUGAAUAUGGACAUAGAGCGAAUUUUACAAGAAAAUCAAUAUUCAGCUCACGAACGAUCCUGCCAACCUUCAAGCGAGACCUUCUGUGGACCCAAGGCAAAUUCUCCGGGUAACUCCCCCCUAGCCAUGCCAAAAGAAGAUUGGUUACCGCCGAUCAAUCUUCAAACCUUAGACGGUCUUUCUGUCAAUCAUGUAUUUGCAAGCAUUCGACUGCGGCAUGACUUGAUGCUUGAUGAACAUCUAUUAUUACGUCCACGAAAUGAUCCCCAUUGUCAAGCUUAUUGGCAGCGGCUGGACCAUGCUAUUGAAGAAACGCGUCGCAGUCCCGUGAGCUACGAUAACCACCAACGCUAUGAUUUCCUCAAGGUCGUCUUCACCGAAUUAGCGGAUAUUAUUGUUUCACUUUUGCGGACACCAUCUCCUACUUCUCCUGAGUCCAUGGAGCAGCUCCGACGGCUGUGGCCUGCCGAUAUUACGCCUGAAAUCAUUUACGCGACCUUGGAUGUCGAUUUAAUUAUCCAAAACUUGGACCACGAUGAACACGACUUGUGGCUUCGCGUUCAUAUCCUGCUUAAGCUUUUCGAUGCGAUUUGCCCAAAAGGAGAAAAUUACCGCGUCCAUUACAUGAAAUUUUAUUUCGAACAAGGGCUCUAUGCAUGGGGGAUCCAUCAGUGUUUCAAAAUCGUGGAAAGCGUCAAAUUGGACUGUGCCACAAAAGCUCUGCACAUUUAUAGGCCUUUAUUGCUGAAAACCUGUCCCAAAUUUGAAUGGCAGUACUUUUUACAGCAAUUGCAGCACGACAGAAUCGACCUGAUGUCUGUUAUCCAAUGGCUGCAUGUGUCUCAUAAAAAAUACGGUGAAUCAAGCUUUCAUGAAAUGUAUUAUAAAGCGCUUGUGCACCUUGUAACCGAUGAAGGAAAAAGAACAGGAGAAAGCCCCACCGCACCGUCAAAUAUACCUUUUCCUGUUACUUUACAACACGAUGAACAUCGUAUAACUCACGAUUUUCGUCUGGAGUACCGUCAAAUCGUAAAUAUGGCGCUCUGGUUACUGCCUUACCGCAUGAUGGCUGGCCGAUAUGCGACAUCGAUGGACAUAUGCCGUCUUAGGGAUAAAUUUGCUCAUCUGUUCUGUCAUACUUUAUCACGCUGUGUAUUGGAUGGAGUCUCACUCGGUGCUUUUUAUCGACAAUUAUCCUUUUACAGCUGUCAUUUGGCGGUCAAUGCGCAUGAUCGUUAUCAGAGCCGAAGUCUCGAUAAGAAGCAAAUAGGUGUUAUGGAGAACUGGUGUUACUCUUGGCUGUCAAAGCACGAUCAAUCAUCAUCCCCGAUACAUCAACUGGUGGGAAAACGAGUCCAAAAAAUGCUGCAGGCUUAUUGUUGUCAAGAAACGAUACACAAUCCAAUGGCUGGCCUUGAAGUGGAUAUGAAUCAUCUUGGCAACAAAAUUCGUACCAUUGGAGAACUGAAUUUGCAUAUCUAUCAGAAUUUGUACCGAUGCAUCCUUCAGCGCAAUUGCAGCGGUUUGUAACUGUGAAUUCUGAAUGGUAAAUUACGUAUCAAUAAGUCAAUU
Molecule: messenger RNA, 2207 nt
Organism: Radiomyces spectabilis
Lineage: Eukaryota; Fungi; Mucoromycota; Mucoromycetes; Mucorales; Radiomycetaceae
Product: T-complex protein 11-domain-containing protein
Exons: 3
Coding region: 204-2165 (653 amino acids)
Source: RefSeq, a predicted model, not a curated record